UCAUAAAUUUCUUUACUGAAGAGCCAUCAUGCUCUAGAAAUGACAUCAAAGAUCAUGAGGAAUUAAGCAUGUAGAGCAAAACUAUGUAGACCUCUCCCUCUAUAAGUACUACCUGCAAUGCAUGCCUCCCCAUCAUCAGUUUUCUGUUUCACAGCAAAGCCGACGCAAUGGCGCAUUCCCUUCUUCCAAAAUGCUCCGCAUGCACCAUCUUCCUUUUUAGCUUCUUCUUCCUCGUUGCCGUGGCAGUGGAUGCCAAACUGGUUCAUAGUCAAGGAGUACUCCACCGCCCACCGAAGGAGAAGACGUCCCACCUCCACUUCUACUUCCACGACAUGGUCAACGGCCAGAAUCAGACUGUAGUAUGCCUUGCCGGUGCUGGGGACUGGGCCUCAGCAACGGGGUUUGGCGAUGUUGUGAUGAACGACGACCCCUUGACAGAAGGGCCUGAGUUGUCUUCCAAACUGGUGGGAAGAGCCCAAGCGCUCUAUGCUUCGGUCGGGCUGCAGGAAACGAGCUUGCUGAUGGCAGUGAACUAUGUGUUCAGGGAGGGAAAGUACAAUGGCAGCAGCUUGAGCAUUCUGGGGAGGAACACGGCGAUGCGGCCGCCGGUGAGGGAGAUGGUGGUGGUCGGCGGCAGCUGUCUGUUCAGGAUUGCCCGUGGCUACGCCAUUGCGAGGACUCACCGGUUUGAUGCAAACAUGACCACUAUCGAGUACAAUGUCUAUGUCGUCCUUUAUGAGUUAAUUAGAAGAGGCCACAUGGCUGCAAUGGAAUAUAUCCCAAUAUUUUUCCUUUCCUUCAAGGUUCCUGUCACAGCGGCAGCUCCGCUUCAACCUUCAGCCUUCAAGGUUCCUGUCAUAGCGGCAGCUCCGCUUCAGCCUUCAAGGUUCUUGUUGCAGUGGCAGCUCCGCUUCAGCCUUCAGCAUUCAAGGUUCCUAUCUCAGCCGACAGCUCCGCUUCAACCUUCAAGGUUCCUGCCUGUGCCUGCAGCAAUAAGGGGAGAAGAUAUUGAGGAUAUUGAAAUAUUGCGAGACAUUUUCAGGAUUUUUCCUACUUACCGGGACAGACAAAGCUCAGAUAAUGUCCCAGUCGGAGUACAUUCCUCUAAUGAAACUCCUAUGGAUUCGCAAGACACUAAAAAUGAAGGAGUAUCAAUAGAUGCUCAAGAAGCACGUGUAAUUGGUGCAAAAAGAUCAAGAGCAAAGACUUAUACAAUACAGAAUGAUUUUGAUGAGGUUGAUGACGAAUCAAGUGAAUAUGUAUCAUUAGAAUGA
Messenger RNA from Nymphaea colorata (pocket water lily), 1274 nucleotides. RefSeq lists its product as uncharacterized. The coding region runs from base 168 to 1274 and encodes 368 amino acids. The record is from RefSeq and is a predicted model, not a curated record. NCBI's taxonomy places the organism in Eukaryota, Viridiplantae, Streptophyta, Magnoliopsida, Nymphaeales, Nymphaeaceae. The transcript has 6 exons.